AUGUUUGUGGAGAGGGGGGAGGACGAGUUGGCGUCAAAAAAGUUCUUCCGUACAGAAGGUCCUCAACGCCGCCUUCAUCUUCGACAUUACCUGUCGGCCAAAAUCGACGGCAAGCUGGUGGCGCGCCCGUACGCGCCCACGUCCAGCGACGACGACGACGACGAGGGCUACGUGGACCUGGUCAUCAAGGUUGACUUCAAAGACGUGCCAUCCCGAAUUCCCGGAAGGCGGCAAGAUGGGUCGGUACCUGACUUCAGGGGGCCCAGCGGGCUCCUCGUCUACCGGGGCAAAGGCGUUUUUGCCGUUCAGCCCGACAAGAAGUCUCCGGCCGAGACCAGGACGGCCAAACACGUGGGCAUGAUCGCGGGCGGGACGGGCGUCACGCCCAUGCUGCAGAUCAUCACGGCCGUCGUGAAGGACCCGCAGGACCCGACCGUGUGCCACCUGCUUUUCGCCAACCAGACGGAGAAGGACAUCCUGCUGAGGCCCGAGCUGGAGGAGAUUCAAGUGAACAACCCCGAGCGCUUCAAGCUGUGGUUCACUGUGGACAGAGCGCCUGCCGGCUGGGAGUACAGCGAGGGCUUCAUCAGCGAGGCGAUGGUGCGCGAGCAUCUCCCGCCGCCGUCCGCCGACACCCUGGUGCUGAUGUGCGGCCCGCCGCCCAUGAUCCAGUUCGCCUGCAACCCCAACCUGGACAAGGCGGGCCACGCCGCCGAGCGCAGGUUCGCCUUCUAGAGGCCGAGCCGUACGCAGCGCGUACGUGCGACGCGCCGGAAGUUAUGUACGGUGUCACGCGGCUUCAGCGCUCACUACAAUUUUGGUGCCUUACAAUUUAUGAUUUUUUUUUGUGCAUUAUGCAGAUUGAUGUGAAUAUGUUUAUGCUCCUCGUGCGGAUGCAAUGUCAUUUUCCCCAUUUCUGCCACUUUUCCAGUUUCUGUUCAUAAUCAAUUAUUUAACGGACGCGUUGAUGAUCACGCUUGCCAGCACUUUAAUGGAGGCUCCAGAAAAAUGGAAGACACGAUGAGCGACAUUUGGUCCAAUUGUUCAUUGCCAAACAAAGAUGAAACAUUUUUUGGGGGGAAUAUAUUAUGCAGCACAUGUUUGAUGAAAUAAAAGUUGUCCAAAGACAA
This is a messenger RNA of Syngnathoides biaculeatus (alligator pipefish), 1130 nucleotides long. RefSeq names its product NADH-cytochrome b5 reductase 3-like. Gene Ontology annotation, molecular function: oxidoreductase activity; FAD binding. NCBI's taxonomy places the organism in Eukaryota, Metazoa, Chordata, Actinopteri, Syngnathiformes, Syngnathidae. The transcript has 7 exons. The coding region runs from base 1 to 735 and encodes 244 amino acids. Gene Ontology annotation, cellular component: mitochondrion. The record is from RefSeq and is a predicted model, not a curated record.